Molecule: messenger RNA, 408 nt
Organism: Loa loa (African eye worm)
Lineage: Eukaryota; Metazoa; Nematoda; Chromadorea; Rhabditida; Onchocercidae
Exons: 3
Coding region: 1-408 (135 amino acids)
Source: RefSeq, a predicted model, not a curated record
AUGAAGGAGAAGGCGGGUGCUACCUAUCAUGAAAGAUUUCUAAUUCUUCAUAAAUGUAUCAAAAAUGAUCAGUCAAAACAGAGUAGUCCGAAUUGUGUGGAAAAAAUUCCAACAACUCGUAAAUGUUACUACUGGUCUUGUAAAAGUCAAAAGUUUCUAACGCUUAAAAGAUCCAAUUUGGCCCUUUCGAAAGAAGAUGAAGAAGAUAAAGACGAUGAAAAUUUCAAUGAAGCCACUGUUAAUAGAAAGUGGAAAAGUCGCAAAGUUGAGAUUACUAGUAAUCCUGUCGUCCUGAAUGGAAACUGCCAAAUAACGAAACGGAAAUUAGCCGUUUAUUUAGUCGCAUAUUUUGUUUCUAUCUAUUAUUUCUUCCCAACAUAUCCAUUUGCAAAUGAAUCAAUGAAAUAA